AUGUCGUCUCUAGUGAUCUCCCGCGAUUUCCAAACAUGCGUUCAGUGCGAUUCCGCAGCGCCAAAAUGUCCCGUCUGCGAUGAAGGUUACACCUGUACGAUGAUCAGUCAAUCGUGUAGCCAAUGCGCCACCACAAAAUGCAUCCAGUCGUCUUCCUCCGGCAAUUCGGGUUCAGACGGCUCGUCCAAUGGUGGAAGCAACGCGGGCGCCAUUGCAGGAGGAGUGAUCGGUGGUGUCGCCUGUAUCGCGAUCGUGACAUUCCUCAUCUGGUGGUUCUUCGUCCGCAAGAAGCGCAGCAACCAGGAGCAACAAGUAGGAACCCCUGGCGAAAAGCGAAGCGUAUUCGAAGACACUCGGCAGUCACGGAAAUCGACCAACUCGAUUGCGUCCACCGUUCUGACUCGUGCAUCGAACGUGAUCCAAAUCGCCUAUAUCCCCGGGGUCACAAACCGGUCGCCCCCUGAGACGCCCGGCUCCCUGGUGCCCCCGGUCCCACCACUACCCGGCGCCUCGCCGGACCAGCACUUUUUCAUGCCCGGCGAUCUACGCGAUUCUUCCUGGUCCGACAUGUCGCAGCCUCAUCGCAGCAUUGCUCCCAGUCUGCGCAGCAGUGUGGCCACCACCAUCUACCGCAACAACGCCAUUGUCAGCCCCAUGCCGGCACAGCAGGUGAUGCGCACCCGGGCCGCCGUGGUCAGCAUCCACAACGGAGGCAACGCCCCCUCGACACCCGAAGCACCGGCCGUGCCUGCCAUCACACAAGCGCAGCUCGUGAAGGCCGGCGUAUCGGAUCCCCAUACCAAGAGCUCCAUCGUCGCGCGCACCGUCACGGCCAAACCCGUCAUGGUGAAAGCCACGGGCGCCAAGAAAAUUACAACCGCACCGCCGGUGCAACCGAUUCAGGAGCAGACAGAGUCGAGCUCCUCAAGCACGAAUGGCUCACCUACCAUCAGUACAACUAAGUCCAAGUUUGAUGCUGCCACAUCGACCUUCGAUACCAGCUCGUCCGACGAGGAGGACUCCAUCGUCGAGUCCCAUCCAAAGGCCAAUAGCGCCCGCAACUCUCAACCCGCCAGGUCCUCUCGUGUCCCAACGGUGAUUGAAGACUCACCCGCCGUCGACCAGAGCCCGUUCCGGGAUCAAAACACAGACACCCCCGAGGAGAAACCGCGACUGUCGGCCUUUCUGGAUGCCAACGGAGGGACCUGGUCCAACAGAAGCAGCCGCACGGUCCCUCCACGCGGAGAAAGCCCGUUCUCGGACGCGAAUGAGGUGAAAUGA
This is a messenger RNA of Aspergillus clavatus NRRL 1, 1281 nucleotides long. RefSeq lists its product as uncharacterized. The record is from RefSeq and is a predicted model, not a curated record. The transcript has a single exon. The coding region runs from base 1 to 1281 and encodes 426 amino acids. NCBI's taxonomy places the organism in Eukaryota, Fungi, Ascomycota, Eurotiomycetes, Eurotiales, Aspergillaceae.